Molecule: messenger RNA, 2900 nt
Organism: Lingula anatina
Lineage: Eukaryota; Metazoa; Brachiopoda; Lingulata; Lingulida; Lingulidae
Product: protein sprouty homolog 3
Biological process (GO): multicellular organism development; negative regulation of fibroblast growth factor receptor signaling pathway; animal organ development
Cellular component (GO): cytosol; membrane
Source: RefSeq, a predicted model, not a curated record
CAAUUGGGUUGUGUCGACUAUUUUGGCGCGACAUAUUGUCAUUGAUCCACCCCUGUUGAAUCCUCUUAGCACUAUUUCAUAAUUUCACCGGUCUUGUCCCUUUUUUUGACAACUGACUUGACAUGGCGUAGUUAUGAACUUAUAAUUAUUACCUUGGGGAAAAAUACAUGACAUAAAAAGUGAAUCAUGACGUAUGACAGCAAAAACAUUUUGUUACUGGUGGUGAAGUUAAACUGAAAAUAGUGUUAAUGGUAGAAGAGACGGGUGGUUGACGAGUUGACGUGCUCUCAUGUCCUCUGAUGUGGAAGUCCCAACUGGAAUUCUGUCGCAAACUGACCUCUGAAUAGUCGAAAAGCUUAAAUUAGACUGCACCUGCGUUCGAAUGUGACAAAAACUGUCUUUGGUCUUUUUCUCCAUCCAUUUGAGUCUCUCUCGCCACCGGGCGCUCUAAAUUCAAUACAGUCUUUCAAAUUCAGAGGCGAAAUUAUUGGGGAAAACUAUGAGCACCCGCUCUCCCCGUAUAAAGAUUUGGGACUUUCAGAAGCGCGUUUAGAAACGUGCGCACACAUACACAUCUCCAGUUUUCGAUAAAAAGAACUUCCUUCUCGAGCAAGUGUCGGGUGUAUACGGGUCGUUGGCACCCUCACCUGUCAAAGGAAGAGUGCCAUAAGCGUGUAUUUUCUACCUGCCAAAAUCCGCUGACCCGCUCAGCCCGCUUGAUAAACAGGCUAUAGUAGUGAGAGGAGAGUCGGGAUAGGGAAUCUACACAGAUCUUAAGACACACAGGUUCACAUCUUUUACCGCAUAUUGAGACCACUUUCUUCUGCAUUUCAUACCAUGUGAAAACUGUUUUACAGAAAGGUUUGUCAAUGGAGCAGUCCGAGCAACAUGGAACACGCAGAAUAAGUGCCGAGGCUGCAAGUCGGUUGGCAAAGCAGCAGGAAACCCCGCCUCCUUUGCCGACACGGCCGGGACGGGCACAGAGGACUAGCCCCGUGUGUGGACGGAAUGUCGUUAGUAUUGACAGAAUACAGCCCUCGAGGGCAAUGAACAACUAUGUGGGCCUGCCUCCCCCACCGAGGCCGCCACCUCCUAAGAAAAAGGAGUCAGACGUGCAAAAUUUAGACAAAACUACAGGUGCCCCCACCACCUCUCUUUCUACAGUUGAACAGAACAGACUGAACCGGACUAAAGAGGUAGAACUAAAGCGUCAGCAACAACAGUUUCAGCCUGACGACCAUCCUGUUAUUGUGACACAACCACAGACAGCAAAGGAAGGGUUGCAAAUUACCAUCGACCCAGAACUGACGGAGAAUCACAAUAGUUCAAUAAUUUGUCCGCGUUGUCAGAAGUGCAGAUGCCGGAGAUGUGUUGAAGGUCCCUCAGAAUUACCUUCAAGGUGGAUUUGUAAUGGCAAACAAGAGUGUUCAGCAAAUUGUAUUGUGGACAGAGUCAGCUGUCUGUGCUGUAUUCAAGGACUGUUUUAUCACUGUUACAAGGAUAGAGAACAAGACCUAGAGGUCUCUGCCUCGGACGAUCCGUGUGCAUGCUGUGAGAGGCCACACUGUUUUAAACGCUGGUCUACGAUGGCUGCAUUAUCGGUGUGCCUGCCAUGUCUGUGUCUGUACUUCCCUCUCAAGGGAUGUGUCGCGCUUUGCACGUGUUGCUACAACCGCUCCAAAAGGACUGGGUGCACAUGUAAAGCGGAGGAGCGCCCCACAGACAGUGCUCUUAAGGGUUUAUUGAUCGAGUCAGAGAGUUCGAGUGCGUGAUAGUGGAGCCAUGAGUGUGAUGAUGGAGAGGACAUGAUUUUUGACGGCAUUGUUACUUUUACUACCUGAAAUCCUACGGAUGUGGAGAACUACGUUGGAUUGUUCGAUGUUUCAACAAUUUUACAAAAUUGUGGAUUUAUAUGCCAUAUUGAAAAAGUAUGGAUCCCCAUUUCUCUUUAUUACACCUUCCGUGUCCAACUAACAAGGAUUAUUAAAUAUUGGAUUAUUAUUAUACUUCGUACUGUGAUCAACUGUAACUUAGACAUAUGGAACCUUACGGCAGGUGACUUGUAUUGUUACCAUGGUUACGACACUGUUCUGUUUGGACGGUGGAGCUACAGGACUGCAGUUGUAAAACACUUCACUGUCACCCUGCAGUCAGGCAUGGAGGUAAAAUUUGUCCUAGUUGUUUAAGAGAUGUAGUUGCAAAUAUAUUUUUCCUACUACCACGUUGACUUGCCAUCUUUUAAACAGCAGAAUGGAUUAAAAUAUGGUCAUGUUGGGUGCAAGAGGCGUACUGUAAUGUUACAAAUAUGGAGGCUCAUUUUGAUGUUUGGACGAUGGCAAGUUACUUAGUCUUUAAAAGCUCACUUAGAAGAACCCAGUGUAUAUGUUACUACAAAUCACUGCCAUUUGUUUGGUUAAAGAAAACUAUUAUUUUCUAAGAUAAAAAAGUUAAACAAAAAAAGAAAAAAAAUCAGAAAAAGUAUCAUGAUGUAAAAUGCAAGUUGUUGAUGAUUGUUGAUAUAAAUGUUAUGUAUAUCACAUUGUACAGAAAUUACAUUGUUAGUGUAUAUAGAUUUACUCUAAGCAGUAAAAGCUAUUUGUUAUAGAGCUAAAAUUCUAAGUCAUUUGCCUUAGAGUAUUUGCUAUAAAGGCGGGCAGAUGUUCCAGUUUUAGUUUUGCAACCAAAUGUGCCCAUCACGUUUUGUGUACAUAACUCCCUCGGUCUGAUACAGUAUUUAUUGGUUCACAAACAAUAUCUCAACAUUCAUGUGCAUAUGAAUUAUUUUAUAUAAAAAUCCAGACUAUUUAUUUGUUGAAAUGCCAGUGGUAUUUACUAGAGUACAAAGAGAAAAAGAAAGAGUACCACUCAUGGAAUAAAAGAAUAUGCCUAAUCAAAAAAUC